Molecule: messenger RNA, 589 nt
Organism: Ruditapes philippinarum (Manila clam)
Lineage: Eukaryota; Metazoa; Mollusca; Bivalvia; Venerida; Veneridae
Product: fibrinogen alpha chain-like
Exons: 5
Source: RefSeq, a predicted model, not a curated record
AUGUCAGCUUGUGAUUUUGAUCAGAAAAUUGAAAAUGGCAAAGUGCAAAUUAGUGCACCUGGCGAAAACAAGUUCCUCGACGUAGCUUUAGUAAAAUGUGACAAAGGGUAUGGUCCCAGUCAACAAAACGUGAAAUAUGAGGCUUCGGGAAAAUGGCAGCAUGCAACGUGUACAAAAUUACCAAGUGAUUGUAAAGAAGCCCUCGAUGUAUUCCCUGGGGCAGAAAGUGGACAAUAUAAGAUAGAACUAUGGAAAUCUGGGAAGAUUCUGACUGUGAAUUGUGACAUGGAAACCGAAGGCGGAGGUUGGACGAUAUUUCAUAGGCGAAUGGACGGGUCAGUGAUCAUUUAUCGCAAUUUUACAGAAUAUGAGAAUGGCUUUGGGAACCUUGGUGGUGAGUUGUACCUAGUCCUAGAUGCAGACUCCAAAUUUGCUUAUAAUAAUCAAAUGCCAUUUUCAACUUACGACCGUGAACUUGACGUGCAAUUUAAUUGGAACUGCGCCGUAAUAAGACAUGGAGCCUGGUGGUAUCACGCUUGUACUAUUGUCAAUCUAAAUGGAAAAUAUUUGACGCCAGGUAGUAGUUCAG